Messenger RNA from Ailuropoda melanoleuca (giant panda), 1771 nucleotides. RefSeq names its product aurora kinase A (gene AURKA). Bases 134 to 1351 code for a protein of 405 amino acids. Gene Ontology annotation, molecular function: protein kinase activity; ATP binding. Lineage: Eukaryota; Metazoa; Chordata; Mammalia; Carnivora; Ursidae. The record is from RefSeq and is a predicted model, not a curated record. The transcript has 9 exons. Gene Ontology annotation, biological process: mitotic centrosome separation; mitotic spindle organization; centrosome cycle.
CUCUAGCCCAGGCCAAUCAGCUUUCAGAUUAGAGGGUUUAACUCCUAUUUAAAAUGAAGACUUUGAAUCUUAACGGCUGAGCUCUCGGGAGGACUCGGCGGCUUUGGGUCGGAGGCGGGAGCCGGCGGGCAUCAUGGACAGAUCUAAAGAAAACUGCAUUGCAGGGCCUCUUAAGACUACAGUUGGACUUGGUGAUGGUCCAAAACGUGUUCUGGUGACUCAGCAAAUUCCUUCUCAGAAUCCGUUAUCUGCAAAUAGUGGCCAGGCCCAGCGGGUCUUGUGUCCUUCAAAUUCCUCCCAGCGAGUUCCUCCACAAGCACAAAAGCUCGUCUCCAGCCAUAAACCAGUUCAGAAUCUGAAGCAGAAGCAAUUGCAGGCCACCAGUGUCCCUCGUCCUGUCUCUAGGCCACUGAAUAAUACCCAAAAGAAUGAGCAAGCAUCAUCAUCAGCCCCUGGAAAUAAUUCUGAAAAGGAACUGGCAACGAAACAGAAAAAUGAAGAAUCAAAAAAAAGGCAAUGGGCUUUGGAAGAUUUUGAAAUUGGUCGUCCCCUGGGUAAAGGAAAGUUUGGUAAUGUUUACUUGGCGAGAGAAAAACAAAGCAAGUUUAUCCUGGCUCUUAAAGUAUUAUUUAAAGCUCAACUGGAGAAGGCAGGAGUUGAGCAUCAGCUGAGAAGAGAAGUAGAAAUACAGUCCCACCUUAGGCAUCCAAAUAUUCUCAGACUCUAUGGUUAUUUCCAUGAUGCCACCAGAGUUUACCUAAUUCUAGAAUAUGCGCCUCUGGGAGCUGUCUACAGGGAACUUCAGAAACUGUCAAAGUUUGAUGAGCAGAGAACUGCUACUUAUAUCACAGAGUUGGCAGAUGCCCUGUCUUACUGUCACUCAAAGAGAGUCAUUCAUAGAGACAUUAAGCCAGAGAACCUACUCCUUGGAUCGGCUGGAGAGCUUAAGAUUGCAGAUUUUGGGUGGUCGGUACAUGCCCCAUCCUCCAGGAGAACCACCCUGUGCGGCACCCUGGAUUACUUGCCCCCAGAGAUGAUUGAAGGCCGAAUGCAUGACGAGAAGGUGGAUCUCUGGAGCCUUGGGGUUCUUUGCUAUGAAUUUCUAGUUGGGAAGCCUCCUUUUGAGGCAAGCACAUAUCAAGAGACCUACAAAAGAAUAUCGCGGGUUGAAUUCACAUUCCCUGACUUCGUGCCGGAGGGAGCCAGGGACCUCAUUUCAAGACUGUUGAAACAUAAUCCCAGCCAAAGGCCGACUCUCAAAGAAGUACUUGAACACCCCUGGAUCACAGCAAAUUCAUCAAAGCCAUCAAGUAGCCAAAAAAGCAAAGAAUCAGCUAGCAAACAAUCUUGAGAAUGGUGCAGGGGGAGAAACCUGAGAGGCAGCGCUGCCGUUUGGUGUCAGGAACAGGCCUGCGUGGGCCCGAGGGCGCUGCCUCAGCCUCCCCACUCAAGAGUCCAUGUCAGUGAGCACUGCUCUGGAGUGAAGGGAGCUGCAGGAAUUGUGGCAGGGUCACUAGUUCCUCAGUCCCGGAGCCUCCCCGCAGCCUGGUUCGCAUGAGGCCUCCUUGUGGAGGGAGGACCGGCCCGGGGUCUGACUGCGGGGAGAGUGGCCACUUCACCAGGACUCCAUCAGUGACCGAGGCGUGCAAUAACCUUCCAAGUACCUUCGUGUGUGUGUAACUUAUUGGGUGGCCAAGCCUGGGAAAGCUGUCAGUAUGAACAUGUGAUUCUUUCUUUUAAAUGUUAAAAUAAAGAUUUUUGUAUAGACUUC